AUGACAUCCGAGGAAGAUACACACGACGAGACACACAGGAAGAUACACACGACGAAACACACAGGAAGAUACACACAACGAAACACACAGGAAGAUACACACGACGAGACACACAGGAAGAUACACACGACGAGACACACAGGAAGAGACACACGACGAGACACACAGGAAGAUACACACGACGAGACACACAGGAAGAUACACACAACGAAACACACAGGAAGAUACACACGACGAGACACACUGGAAGAUACACACGACGAGACACACAGGAAGAUACACACGACGAGACACACAGGAAGAUACACACGACGAGACACACAGGAAGAUACACACGACGAGACACACAGGAAGAUACACACGACGAGACACACUGGAAGAUACACACGACGAGACACACAGGAAGAUACACACGACGAGACACACAGGAAGAUACACACGACGAGACACACAGGAAGAUACACACGACGAGACACACUGGAAGAUACACACGACGAGACACACAGGAAGAUACACACGACGAGACACACAGGAAGAUACACACGACGAGACACACAGGAAGAGACACACGACGAGACACACAGGAAGAUACACACGACGAGACACACAGGAAGAUACACACAACGAAACACACAGGAAGAUACACACGACGAGACACACACGAAGAUACACACGACGAGACACACAGGAAGAUACACACGACGAGACACACAAUGGCAGAAACUGCUAGCCACACAUAGCGAGACACACAGGAAGAUACACACGACGAGACACACAGGAAGAUACACACGACGAGACACACAGGAAGAUACACACGACGAGACACACAGGAAGAUACACACGACGAGACACACUGGAAGAUACACACGACGAGACACACAGGAAGAUACACACGACGAGACACACAGGAAGAUACACACGACGAGACACACUGGAAGAUACACACGACGAGACACACAGGAAGAUACACACGACGAGACACACAGGAAGAGACACACGACGAGACACACAGGAAGAUACACACGACGAGACACACAGGAAGAUACACACGACGAGACACACAGGAAGAUACACACGACGAGACACACUGGAAGAUACACACGACGAGACACACAAUGGCAGAAACUGCUAGCCACACAUAGCGAGACACACAGGAAGAUACACACGACGAGACACACAGGAAGAUACACACGACGAGACACACAGAUAGAUACACACAACGAGACACACAACGAGACACACAGGAAGAGACACACGACGAGACACACAAUGGCAGAAACUGCUAGCCACACAUAG
Mya arenaria is the source of this 1296-nucleotide messenger RNA. RefSeq names its product zinc finger protein 888-like. Bases 1 to 1296 code for a protein of 431 amino acids. The transcript has 2 exons. Lineage: Eukaryota; Metazoa; Mollusca; Bivalvia; Myida; Myidae. The record is from RefSeq and is a predicted model, not a curated record.